UAAGAAUCCGCUGUCAUAACAAAAUAACCUGAAAAUAUGUAUUUAGCAAGAAAUUCGAAUAUAAUUCGUAAUCAUAACAAUAAAACGCUACAAAAAUGGUUUUGCGUAAACUGUAUACGCGGAAAAAGUACUGCAGCACCAAAGACGAAGACGUAUUCGCACACAAUACUGUCUCCAAAGACGAAUUUUCCUGCACGAUCAAAUAAUGCUAUAAAAGAACAAAUUCAGAAGACUGCACAAUUCGCAGAGUUGUAUAACUGGCAAAGGGAGAACUUAAAAGGUCCUGAAUUCGUCCUACACGAUGGCCCACCGUACGCCAAUGGUGAUUUACACAUGGGACAUGCUGUUAACAAGAUUAUCAAAGACAUAAACAACAGGAGUCAAAUAUUACAAGGGAAUAGAGUACAUUACGUACCUGGCUGGGACUGCCACGGUCUCCCUAUAGAGUUGAAAGCCCUACAAAAAGCCAAAAAAUCUUCAAAAACUAAUCAAAUCUCUGACCCAGUCCAUAUUAGAAACAUAGCCAGAACUUUUGCAUUGGAGACUGUAGAAAGACAGAAGGAUGCAUUUAAGAGAUGGGGAGUCAUGGCGGAUUGGGAUCAACAAUGCUACUUGACAUUAAAUAGAGACUAUGUACAGAAUCAACUGAAACAGUUUCACAAAAUGUAUAAGUCUGGGUUGAUAUUUAGGGCACUGAAACCUGUUUAUUGGUCACCUUCUUCCAAGACAGCAUUGGCAGAAGCAGAACUGGAAUAUGACCCUCAACACAAAAGCAAAGAGGUUUAUGUCACCUUUCCUCUAAAGAAUUUACCAGCAGUUGUGCAAGAGGCUGCUAAAGGAAAGAACAUAUCAGCGAUAAUCUGGACAACAACCCCGUGGACGUUAAUUGCUAACCGCGCGAUCUGCUACAACCCUCAAAUGAGGUACAGCGUCGUGACGUUGAGCGGCAGACCUGGUGACCUGUUCCUGGUCGGCAGCGGACUUAUUGAGGGUCUGGAGAGGGUGCUGCAGAUGGAGAUCAACAAGGUUGUGGAGUUUGAUGGUGACCAUCUAAAAGGCACAACAUACACGAACAAGCUGGUGAAGGAAACCCUGCCGUUCUUAGAUGGAGACCACGUGACUGAAGGAAAGGGAACAGGCCUCGUCCACACUGCGCCGGCGCACGGGCCUGAAGACUUUCUUAUAGCGCUCAAGAAUAACAUGACUGUGGAAUGUAACGUGGACGAAUCCGGCCGCUACACCAACCUUGACCCUGACCUCAACGGGCUCCCUGUCCUACAAGAAGGUCAAGAGGUCAUCAUCUCCCGACUCGGGGACGAUGUCCUUCAUGAGGGGGUCUACAUCCACUCCUACCCUCUGGACUGGAGGACCAAGAAGCCGGUGAUACUGAGAGCCAGUCAGCAGUGGUUUAUAGAUACUGCUGCCUUGAAGGAAAAGGCUUUGGCAGCUCUAGAUAAAGUGGAGAUCCUCCCUCCGGCCAGCAGUGACCAGUCUAGGCAGGGCUUCCGCGCGCAGUUAGAGAAGAGACCUUAUUGGUGUAUCUCGCGGCAGAGGGCUUGGGGCGUGCCCAUACCAGCUGUGUACAGCGGAGACGAAGUUGUUGUUGAUACCCGCAUCAUAGACAAACUAUGUGAACUGAUAGAAUCACGUGGCCCUGAUGUUUGGUGGACCUGUGACGUCACUGAUCUUCUCACUCCUGACGUCAUCAAGGAUCAUGGAAUCGAUGUGAAGAAUGCUUCUAAAGGAAAGGAUAUAAUGGACAUCUGGCUGGACUCCGGCCUAUCCUGGAGUACGCUGGGAGGCCGCACAGCCAGGCUGUACUCCGAAGGUGUGGACCAGCUUACUGGCUGGUUCCAAGCGUCGUUACUCACGUCAGUAGCGUUGACUGAGGAAGCGCCUUAUAAGUCAAUAUUCGUCCAUGGUUUUGUAGUUGAUGACAAGAAGCGGAAGAUGUCGAAAUCUAUUGGCAACGUCAUCGAUCCCACCACCAUUAUACAGGGGGGCAAGGAUAAGAACAAUCAGCCUGCUUAUGGAGUGGACACUCUUAGAUGGUGGGUAGCCAGCCACUCUACGCAGCACUCACAAAUAAUAAUCAGCAAGAAACUACUCGACGACUGUCAAACAGAACUGAUCAGAAUCAGGAACAUCAUGAAAUUCCUUCUAGGAGUCGUUGCCGACCUCAAAAAACCCCACUUCACCCAAAAUGUACCUCUAAAUUACUUUGACAGAUACAUGGUAAAAGAAACCGAGGAAUUUCUAAACCAUAUUAACGAUAGUUAUAAUAAUUUCAAGUAUAAUCAUGUGGCACAGAGUAUUUUGUAUUUUAUCAGUAAUAAAAUAUCUGGUUUGUACUGUCAUUGCGUAAAAGAUAGGCUGUAUUGCUCCCAACAGGAUUCUGAAGAGCGAAUUUCAGCGCAGUUAGUCGUUCAUACGAUUUUAGUCUCCCUCUGUAAAACUUUAGGGCCAAUUUUGCCGCAUCUGAUCGAAGAAGUCUGGCAACACCAUCCUUUAUACGAGAAACCGUUUUAUUUCACUGAACAUGUUCCCGUUUUGCAUGCGAAUGACGUUGAUACGUCAGUCAUGGACGCCAUUUUAGAAUUGAAAAGAGAAAUUUGUGUUUUAGCGAAAAAUGAAAAUUUGAAAAAGUUUAAUGCUAAAAUUGUAUUAAAUACAGACUUGUAUGAAAAAUUGAACGAAUUAAACAAGUCUGAUGACGUAAAUGAAAGUGUUUUGUGUGAGAUUUUAGAACUGUCAUCUGUCAAUUUGGAGGUUAGAAAUGGCGGGAAAGACUUUGAGAUUGAGUUGGCACAGAGUAAACAUGGCCAGUGUUUGAGAUGUAGGAAAUAUAAUGUUAUAGAUAAUAAUGAUAAAUGUAUAAGGUGUGAGCAAGUAUUGAAUGCAAUAUAAUUGUAAGGUUAAUAGUUAUUAAUGUAUAUUGUAGUUAUUGGCCGUAGCCGUUAAGAAAUGGAUUCUAUAUAUUGUAAAUAAGUUGAUUGUUAGUAAAAUAUAAAUAUUACACGUAAAUUAUAACAAUAA
Messenger RNA from Trichoplusia ni (cabbage looper), 3036 nucleotides. RefSeq names its product isoleucine--tRNA ligase, mitochondrial (gene IleRS-m). Gene Ontology annotation, cellular component: cytosol. The record is from RefSeq and is a predicted model, not a curated record. The transcript is spliced from 12 exons. Gene Ontology annotation, molecular function: aminoacyl-tRNA deacylase activity; ATP binding; tRNA binding. Bases 37 to 2907 code for a protein of 956 amino acids. Gene Ontology annotation, biological process: isoleucyl-tRNA aminoacylation. NCBI's taxonomy places the organism in Eukaryota, Metazoa, Arthropoda, Insecta, Lepidoptera, Noctuidae.